Melanotaenia boesemani (Boeseman's rainbowfish) is the source of this 1647-nucleotide messenger RNA. It is a transcript of the gene tufm, whose product is annotated as Tu translation elongation factor, mitochondrial. Gene Ontology annotation, biological process: mitochondrial translational elongation. Lineage: Eukaryota; Metazoa; Chordata; Actinopteri; Atheriniformes; Melanotaeniidae. Bases 42 to 1382 code for a protein of 446 amino acids. The record is from RefSeq and is a predicted model, not a curated record. Gene Ontology annotation, cellular component: mitochondrion. The transcript has 10 exons. Gene Ontology annotation, molecular function: GTP binding; GTPase activity; translation elongation factor activity.
CUUGAUAUUUCAAACAUCUUUGGUUUGUUUAACCAUCCAAGAUGGCGGCGCUUGUAGGGCUGCGUGCAUGUCUAUCUGCCCUUAGGCUUUCUUCACCAAGCCUUCUGCACAGCUCAUUCAAGUUGUGUGCUGUGCCUUUGAGUCGGCGGACCUUUGCUGCAGAGGCUAAAAAGACAUACAGCAGAGACAAACCUCAUGUGAACAUCGGAACGAUAGGCCACGUUGAUCACGGCAAGACCACCCUGACCGCAGCCAUUACAAAAGUGCUUGCUGAUGCUGGUGGUGCUCGAUAUAAAAAGUAUGAAGACAUUGACAAUGCCCCAGAGGAAAAGGCCAGGGGCAUUACCAUCAAUGCCUCUCAUGUAGAAUACACCACAGCAAACAGACAUUAUGCCCAUACAGACUGUCCUGGCCAUGCCGACUACGUCAAGAACAUGAUCACAGGCACCGCUCAGAUGGACGGCUGCAUCCUGGUGGUCGCAGCCACAGAUGGUCAGAUGCCUCAGACACGGGAGCACCUCUUGCUGGCAAGGCAGAUCGGUGUGGAGCAUGUGGUGGUUUUCAUUAACAAGGCCGAUGCUGUGGAAGACAGGGAGAUGUUGGAGCUGGUUGAGAUCGAGAUCCGUGAACUGCUCACAGAGUUUGGUUACGAUGGCGAGAACACACCUGUUGUGAUAGGCUCAGCCCUCUGCGCCCUGGAGAACAGGGAGCCUGAACUGGGUGUGAAUGCAGUGUUGAAGCUGCUGGAGAUUGUGGAUUCCUAUGUUCCUCUGCCCAAAAGAGAGCUGGAAAAACCUUUCCUUCUCCCAGUAGAAGGAGUUUAUUCAAUCCCAGGCAGAGGUACAGUUGUGACAGGAACUAUGGAGAGGGGCAUCAUCAAGAAAGGAGAUGACUGUGAGUUCGUGGGCCACAAUCGCAACUUCAAGUCAGUGGUUACAGGUGUUGAGAUGUUCCAUAAGUCGCUGGACCGAGCCGAGGCUGGAGAUAACUUGGGUGCUCUGGUUCGAGGCCUGAAGAGGGAGGAUGUAAGGAGAGGGAUGGUGAUGUGCAAACCAGGAUCCAUCAUGCCUCACCAGAAAGUCAAGGCACAGGUCUAUGUUCUGAGUAAGGAGGAGGGAGGCAGACACAAACCGUUUGUCACUAACUUCAUGCCCGUCAUGUUUUCUUUAACUUGGGACAUGGCAUGCAGAAUCACUCUGCCUGCUGACAAGGAAAUGGUGAUGCCAGGUGAGGACACAUCAUUGAUGCUUACGCUCCGCCAGCCGAUGAUCCUGGAGAAAGGCCAGAGGUUCACUCUGAGAGAUGGAAACAAAACCAUUGGCACUGGCCUGGUCACAGAAACCUUGACCGCUACAGAAGAGGACAAGCACAACUGGGGCUGAAGGGAACCUCUGUGAAAAGGGCUGGGCUUGGGUUGGGGGUGCCAUAGGGGUCAAUGCGGGAGGUUGACUGGGUGUUUGUCCGGUCAGAUAAAUUCAUUCUAGAAAUAUACAAAAACAAAUGCACGCAUCUUAAACAGAGAGGCUUAAAGAAGUGCAGAGCUCUGUUGUGCAGUUUCACCAACCAAAAUACCUGUAAUGUCAUGGACUUUGUGUUUAAGGACGGUCUGAAUUAUGUCAUUUAUGUAAUAAAAUGUAUUUAAUAAUA